Orycteropus afer afer is the source of this 996-nucleotide messenger RNA. RefSeq names its product neuronal differentiation 4 (gene NEUROD4). Gene Ontology annotation, biological process: nervous system development; regulation of DNA-templated transcription. NCBI's taxonomy places the organism in Eukaryota, Metazoa, Chordata, Mammalia, Tubulidentata, Orycteropodidae. The record is from RefSeq and is a predicted model, not a curated record. Gene Ontology annotation, molecular function: protein dimerization activity.
ACGAUGGCAAAAACUUAUGUGAAACCCAAGGAAAUGGUGGAGCUGGUCAACACACCACCCUGGAUGGACAAAGGUCUGAGCUCUCAGAAUGAGAAGAAGGAGGAGGAAAGAAGAUCAGCUGCUUACGGGAUGCUUGGUAGCUUAGCUGAAGAGCAUGACAGUUUUGAGGAGGAAGAGGAGGAAGAGGAUGGGGAGAAGCCUAAGAGAAGAGGUCCCAAGAAAAAGAAGAUGACCAAAGCUCGACUUGAGAGAUUCAGGGCUCGAAGGGUCAAAGCCAAUGCCAGAGAAAGGACCCGGAUGCAUGGCCUGAAUGAUGCACUGGAUAACCUGAGAAGAGUUAUGCCAUGUUACUCUAAAACCCAAAAGCUUUCCAAGAUAGAGACUCUUAGACUUGCCAGAAACUAUAUUUGGGCUUUGUCUGAGGUCCUAGAGACUGGUCAGACACCUGAAGGGAAGGGCUUUGUGGAGAUGCUUUGUAAAGGGCUCUCUCAGCCCACAAGCAACCUAGUGGCUGGAUGCCUCCAGCUGAGUCCUCAGUCUGCCCUCUUGGAGAAGCAUGAGGAGAAAUCUCCUAUUUGUGACUCUGCCAUCUCUGUCCAGAACUUCAACUAUCAGUCUCCAGGACUCCCCAGUCCUCCUUAUGGUCAUAUGGAAACACAUCUCAUUCAUCUCAAACCUCCAGCAUUCAAGAGUUUGGGAGAGUCAUCCUUUGGAAGCCAUCCACCUGACUGUAGCACACCCCCUUAUGAGGGCCCACUCACUCCACCUCUGAGCAUAAGUGGGAACUUCUCCUUAAAACAAGAUGGAUCUCCUGACCUGGAGAAACCCUACAGCUUCAUGCCACAUUACCCCUCUGCACGUCUAAGCUCAGGGCAAGUUCAUUCAACUCCCUUUCAGGCUGCCACCCCCCGCUAUGAUGUUCCUAUAGAUAUGUCCUAUGAUUCCUACCCCCACCCUGGCAUUGGGACCCAACUCAAUACCAUCUUCAACGAUUAA